AUGAAGGCUGUAAUUUUUGUGCUCGCUACCCUACUGGCUGUGUGCGUCCCGACGUUUGGUAAACAAUGCAGCGUAACUCCGGUGAACAUCCCGAAGCAAUGGAUUACGAUGCAGCAGAGCUGCCGCUCCAGCAUGCGCCGCCAGAUCCAAAUGGAAGUUGCUGCCUCCCUGCAAUACCUUGCCAUGGGAGCACAUUUCUCUAGAGAUGGGAUCAAUCGCCCAGGCUUCGCGAAACUAUUCUUCGACGCUGGAUCGGAGGAGAGGGAGCACGCGAUGAAGCUUAUCGACUACCUCCUCAUGAGAGGUGAACUUGACACUAACGUCACAUCCCUCAUUCAAAUCAGGCCUCCAGAACGUAAAUCAUGGGAGAGCGGUGUCGACGCGCUAGAGCAUGCCCUGAAAAUGGAGUCCGAAGUCACCAAGAGCAUCAGGUCCGUGAUCAUCGCUUGCGAGUCCGACCCCAAGUUCAAUGACUACCACCUUGUGGACUACCUAACUGGCGAGUUCUUGGAAGAACAAUACAAGGGACAAAGGGACCUCGCUGGAAAGGCAUCAACUCUUAAGAAGAUGCUCGACCGCCACUCAUCACUCGGAGAAUUCAUCUUCGACAAAAAACUUCUUGGAAUGGAUAUUUAA
Messenger RNA from Parnassius apollo (apollo), 636 nucleotides. The record is from the annotation of a GenBank genome assembly. NCBI's taxonomy places the organism in Eukaryota, Metazoa, Arthropoda, Insecta, Lepidoptera, Papilionidae.